Messenger RNA from Purpureocillium lilacinum, 1683 nucleotides. RefSeq lists its product as uncharacterized. The record is from RefSeq and is a predicted model, not a curated record. Gene Ontology annotation, molecular function: heme binding; oxidoreductase activity, acting on paired donors, with incorporation or reduction of molecular oxygen; monooxygenase activity. NCBI's taxonomy places the organism in Eukaryota, Fungi, Ascomycota, Sordariomycetes, Hypocreales, Ophiocordycipitaceae.
AUGAGCGUGCCGCUGCGCGCCAUGACGGUCGCCGCCCUCGCGGGCUGCGGGCUGCUCAUCGUCGUCUACCGCGUCCGCUCCACCAAGUACCUGGCCCAGGUGUUCGCCAUGGUCUGGUCCGCCCAGCUGCUGGCCUGGCUGCUGUGGACGACGCUCGUCUACCCUCACUACACGUCGCCGCUGCGGCGCAUCCCGACGGCCCCCGGCGCGCACUGGGUCUUUGGCCACGGGCCCAAGAUCCUGGCCGCGAACCCGGGCGCGUCCUUGCGCGAGUGGAUCACGACAGUGCCGCACAACGGGCUCAUCCGCUACUUCUUCUUCUUCAACCGCGAGCGCGUCAUCGUCACCUCGCCCAAGGCGCUCGCCGAGGUGCUCGUCACCAAAAACUACCUCUUCCCCAAGCCCGACGCCGUGCGCACCUCGCUUGGCCGCGUCCUCGGCUACGGCAUCCUGCUGGCCGAGGGCGACGAGCACAAGGUCCAGCGCAAGAACCUGCUGCCGGCCUUUCACUUCCGCCACGUCAAGAGCCUGUACCCGACCUUCUGGCGCAAGGCCCGCGAGCUGCUCGACGCCAUGGAGGUGGCCGUGCGUGCCGGGGACGAUGACGAUGACGGCGCUGUCCUCGAGGUCAACUCGUGGGCGUCGCGGUGCACGCUCGACAUCAUCGGCGUCGCGGGCAUGGGCGUCGACUUUGGCGCCAUCCAGGACGAGAAUAACCCGCUGGCCAGCACCUACAUCAACCUGUCGACGCCCACGCGCCAGGCCAAGGUGCUCAUGGUGCUGGGCAUGGUGCUGCCGGGCUGGCUCAUCACCCAUCUGCCCAUCAAGCGCAACGACGACAUCAACGCCGCGGCGCAGCGAAUCCGCGGCGUAUGCCGCGACCUGGUCGUCGAGAAACGGAGACGGCUGGCCAGCAAGGAGCCGCUAGACCCGGACAUCAUCUCGGUGGCGCUCGAGAGCGGCCUCUUCACCGAUGAGCAGCUCGUCGACCAGCUCAUGACGUUCCUGGCGGCCGGCCACGACACGACGGCUUCGGCGCUGACGUGGGCGCUGUACAUGAUGACGCGCCACCCGGAGAUGCAGCAGCGGCUGCGCGACGAGGUGCGCGCCGCGCUGCCCUCGCCGUCCGCGGAUGCCGACUCGGACAUCUCGAGCGCCGACAUCGACCGCCUGCCGUACCUCAACGCCUUCUGCAGCGAGGUGCUGCGCGUCUUCAGCCCCGUGCCGCAGACGAUACGCGAGGCGGCCUGCGACACGACGAUCCAGGGCCAGUUCAUCCCGCGGGGCACGCGCAUCAUGCUCUCCCCCUGGGGCACCAACGUCGAGCCGGGCCUCUGGGGCAAGGACGCCGCCGAGUUCAAGCCGGAGCGGUGGCUGUCCGGCGGCGGCGGCGGUAGCGUUGGGGGUGGAGGCGACGGGAGCGGCGCAAGCAGCAUCGGCGGCGGCGGCGCGGAGAGCAACUACGCCUUCAUGACGUUCCUGCACGGGCCGCGCAGCUGCAUAGGAGCGGCGUUUGCGCGGGCGGAGCUGGCGUGCCUGCUGGCGGCGUGCGUGGGGCGCUUCGAGUACGAGCUGGCGGACGAGGCCAUGGCGGACGAGCGCAACAUCAAGCUCAAGGCGGCGGUGACGGCGCGGCCGGCGUACGGGAUGCCGCUGCGGACGCGGGUGGUGGAGGGCUGGUGA